GGGGAGGAUCGAGUGGCUCAGCAGCUGCGAGUCCUCCAACCAUGGCGCUCGCGCUGGCCUCUCCUAUGGCGUCCCUCUCCUUCCGCUCCGGGAGGAUAUCCGCGGCGGCUAUCGGCAGCGUCGCCCGCACUGGCAGGGCAGCCCCGGUGGGGUCCUCCGCCUUCCCGUUCCUCCGGAGCUCAUUCGUCUCGUCCUCCUCCACGUCGUCCGCCUCCGCCUCCCCCGCCUCGCUCUCGGCGGCGGUCUCAGCGUCGCUGGCCUUCACGUCCUCUUCCUCGUUCGCCGCCAAAACCGCGUUGCCACCGAACGACCUGCUCAGAUCAGCGACGGCGAGGCAGAGGAGGCACUUGGCGACACGAAGCAGCAGCUCAUCGCCCUCGGAGACGAGCACGGACGAUUCCCAGUCCCCGAAACAAGAGAAGGCACCAUUUGGGUACACGAGGAAAGACGUGCUGCUGAUCGGCGUCGGCGUCACCGCCUUUGGCGUCGGGCUCAAGUACGGGCUGGAGCUCGUUGGGGUGGACCCCCUGCAGGCCGGCAACGUGGUGCAGCUGCUGGUGGUGCUCGGGAUGACGGUGGGGUGGAUCUCCACCUACAUGUUCCGGGUGGCCAACAAGGACAUGACCUACGCGCAGCAGCUCAGGGACUACGAGAAGCAAGUCAUGGAGAAACGGCUGGAGAGCUUGUCGGAGGCUGAGCUGCAAGCUCUGCUGGAGCAAGUGGAGGAAGAGAAGCAGCGCCUGCCGCAGAACCCGGAGGAGCCUAACGCCGUCACCUUCAAGAAGAAAUGAGGAGCACACCACAGUCCACACUCCCCGCAGAAAUGGUCAAACGGACGCCGUUCUUCGACAUGUCUAUAGCAUAGCUUCAGUAGCUACGUAGCUCGAUCGCUCUGUAAAGAUUUGUACAAUACGCCCGCUAGGCCACUAGUGCUGUCAAGCUUGCUUGGAUCCAGGCUACUCGUCGCCUCAAAUGUUCGGAUGUUAAUUUGGAGGACUAAACAUGAGCUAAUUAUAAAACUAAUUGUACAAGCCCUGGACUAA
Setaria italica (foxtail millet) is the source of this 1043-nucleotide messenger RNA. RefSeq lists its product as uncharacterized. The coding region runs from base 42 to 791 and encodes 249 amino acids. The record is from RefSeq and is a predicted model, not a curated record. Lineage: Eukaryota; Viridiplantae; Streptophyta; Magnoliopsida; Poales; Poaceae. The transcript is spliced from 5 exons.